This is a messenger RNA of Ilex paraguariensis (yerba mate), 1758 nucleotides long. NCBI's taxonomy places the organism in Eukaryota, Viridiplantae, Streptophyta, Magnoliopsida, Aquifoliales, Aquifoliaceae. The record is from the annotation of a GenBank genome assembly.
AUGGAUCAAACUCUUCUUGGGUCUCCUUUGAUUUCUAGCUCAGAAAAAGGUCUGGGUUGCGGCGGAAAUGCAAGCACUAAAUGGUUUGAUAAAUCAGAAACUACUGCAGAGCUGAAGAGACAACUGCGUUUGGCAGGGCCUCUAGUUCUAGUAUAUGUUUUGCAAUAUAGUUUGCAGAUGAUAUCGGUUAUGUUCGUCGGUCAUCUUGGAAAGCUCUCUCUCUCCAGUGCAUCAAUGGCCUCUUCAUUUGCUGGAGUGACUGGUUUCAGCUUCAUGAUGGGAAUGGGGAGUGCACUAGAGACCUUAUGUGGACAAGCCUAUGGAGCAAAACAGUAUCAUAUGCUUGGUAUACACAUGCAGAGAGCUACGCUUGUUCUUAUGCUUAUGAGCAUUCCUAUAGCAUUCAUCUGGGCAUACACGGAGCAGAUAUUCACUAGCUGUGGACAGGACUUGGAAAUUUCGAAGCAUGCUGGGACAUACGCUCGUUGGUUGAUCCCUAGUAUUUUUCCCUACGGCCUCCUCCAGUGCCAACUCAGAUUCUUACAAACUCAAAAUAAUGUUAAGUCAUUGAUGAUAAGCACCGGAAUUUCAAGCUUAGCUCAUAUUCUUGCAUGCUGGAUAAUGGUAUUUAGAUUUGGCUUUGGUUAUAAAGGAGCUGCUCUAUCCAGCGCCAUCUCUUACUGGAGUAAUGUGUUGAUUUUAGCAAUUUAUAUCAAAAUUUCGCCUACGUGUGAAAAAACAUGGACAGGAUUCUCAAGUGAAGGUGUAAAAAAUCUCAUAAGCUUUCUAUCAUUAGCUAUUCCUUCAGCUCUCAUGGUCUGCCUCACCACAAGUGCCGUGAUCUUCAGAAUCCCCUUUGGUUUUGGCAGUGCAGUAAGCACGAGAGUUUCGAAUGAAUUAGGUGCAGGGAAGGCCCAUGCAGCAGAACUUGCAGUUCAGGUUGUUAUAUUCCUGGCUUUGACAGAGGGUCUGUUUGUAAGCUUAAUUUCAGUUGCAGUGCGAGGGAUAUGGGGCUACUUGUACACAAACGAAGAGGAAGUCGUGAGAUAUAUGUCUGCCAUAAUGCCAGUGCUUGCCUUAUCCAACUUCAUAGAUGGAAUUCAGGGUGUACUCUCAGGUACUGCAAGAGGAAGUGGUUGGCAGAAGAUUGGUGCUUUGGUGAAUCUAGGAGCCUAUUACCUUGUGGGACUUCCAGUUGCAAUCAUCUUAACCUUUGUCUUCCACUUUGGAGGAAAGGGCCUUUGGAUGGGAAUCAUAUGUGGAAGUAGUCUGCAAGCGCUACUUCUUUUAGCGAUAACCAUGCCCACGAACUGGGAACAGGAAGCAACGAAGGCCAGAAAUUGGGUUAGCUGGACUACCAGCUGGUUAGUCUUUUGUGCACCAAUUCUUCGACUUGCUGGGGCUUUCGUCGUUGCAGCAUUGAUAAUUGUUGCUGUCAGGACCACCAUAGUCACAUGGAUCACAGUGUUGGUAUUGCUGGCUUUCGUCGGAAAGCGUCGCCGUGUUCUUGCUGUUGAGGGAAGGAAGAUCACCUUUGAUGUUGCUAUGUACCUGGCCAAGGUUGUGCUCAAAGAUAGAGGCCUUGUUGCUGUGGCUUGUGCUGCAACUGUAGGCGUAAUGGCCAUUUCUUGGUGAAACAGAGCUAGCCGAGUAACAAAUGGCCUUUACUAGAUUGGUAAGUCUUGUAAAAUUGUUCCGUUGUAAUCUGAAUAUUAUCUCGAGCACUUAAACUUGUAUUCAUACAUUGUACGAUAAGAG